Pimephales promelas (fathead minnow) is the source of this 1831-nucleotide messenger RNA. RefSeq names its product RUS family member 1 (gene rusf1). The record is from RefSeq and is a predicted model, not a curated record. NCBI's taxonomy places the organism in Eukaryota, Metazoa, Chordata, Actinopteri, Cypriniformes, Leuciscidae.
UAAAAAAAACAUACACCUCCUUUUUUUUUCAGUGUUCCCUCCCACUUUUUCUUAUUCACUCCCACACAGCUUGAAAUACUACUGCCCCUCACAUUCUUAAAGGCUUACGUUUAUCAGUCUGUUUACCACACCUUGUUUCUCCCGUGAAUCAUGAGUAGCUCCCGCAGACUUUGUAACAGAGAAGCUCUGACUUCAUGAUGACACACUGAUACUCAUUCUCUCUCACCUUUUCUUUCUCUUUCUUUUUACUCAGCCUCACAAGAUUCAAGUUUCUGACAUAUGGCAGAGAUGGAGGACUGUGAAGGAGUGAUUGCGACAGAGCGUUAUGGUUCACAGGAGUCUUGGAAAUACCUGUUGAAGGAUAGGAGGAUAAAGAGACAGAAGGAAGCAAUGGACGGCAAACUUGCGGGAAAUUCAAUGUCUGGCGUGUUUAAAAGUGUUUUCCUGCCACAGGGAUAUCCUGAGAGUGUCAGUGAGGAUUACUUACAGUAUCAGCUCUGGGACACUGUGCAGGCAUUUUCCAGCUCUCUGUCUGGUACACUCGCUACUCAGGCUUCACUGAGGGGUGUUGGGGUUGGAAAUCAAGAAGCAACGGUUGCAGCAGCUACAGUAACAUGGCUGCUUAGGGAUGGAACAGGGAUGCUGGGAAGAAUACUUUUUGCCUGGCUCAAAGGGAACAAGUUAGAUUCUGAAGCCAAAAAAUGGAGGCUCUUCGCUGACAUUCUUAAUGAUGUGGCAAUGUUCAUGGAGAUUGCAGCCCCUCAUUUCCCUCCUUUUUUUAUUCUGAUCGUCUGCAUUGCUGGAAUAUUUAAGUCAAUUGUAGGAGUUGCUGGUGGAGCAACAAGAGCUGCGUUAACUGUCCAUCAAGCUCGCAGAAACAACAUGGCUGAUAUCUCUGCUAAAGAUGGGAGCCAGGAAACCCUGGUGAACCUGGCAGGACUGCUAGUCAGCCUGGUGCUCAUCCCACUUGUAACAGAUAACCCAUUGUUGACAUUCAUCCUGUUCUUCCUGUUCACUGUUCUCCACCUGUUUGCCAAUUACAAAGCUGUUCGUUCGGUUGUUAUGGAAACCCUUAACGAGGCUCGCUUGUCCAUAGUCCUCCAUCGGUACCUGCUGAAUGGUCAAGUGCUCAGUCCACUGGAGGCCAAUCAGAGGGAGCCCGUGUUCUUGUCACUUGGAAGGACAGUUCCCAUCAAGAUGGGUGUGAGGCUCGGAGACAUUGUUCAAGAGCCAGGAGAACUGCAGCUGGCGUUGAAGAACAACAGCAAACCGUAUCUCAUUGGAAUCAAAAAUGCUACUGUCUGUGUUUGUCUGGGAAGUGAUGCAUCUGUGCAUGAUGAAAUAAUGGCAGCAUGUCAGGCCUUGUGUCUCCGUAAUGUGCUGCUCAAUGAUUCCUCUCUGGGUGGUGCACUCAAACAGCUCGCGAACACUAAGGACCCAUGGGAGUUAGUAUCGCAGAGUCAUAAGAUGAUUGAUCAAAUGUUCUACACAUUUCUAAAAGAACUGGAUCAAGCGAAGUGGCAGACAGACCGGACACUAUUGGACUGGAAUGAGUGGCGUGUGGAAUGGAGGAAGAAGAGAAGCUGAAGCAAAUUGUUAUAAAAGGAAUGGGUAUUUUUUUUUUUUAUUUCCACUGAAAUUCACUUUGAAACUUGCCAGAGCUCAGCUGCAGAAAAGAAACAUUAUAUCAGUCUUAGAUAUUAUACUGUAAAAAUAAAAACAAUGGAAACAACAGGGUUGCAGCAGAAAUCAUGUGUUCAUAUAUGGUCAACAACAGGACCUCACCAACCCGUGGGGGAAACAAAACCACAAGUAAGAAAUUUCUAACAGU